AUGUCCACUUACAACGAUUCAGUUGGCGAGGUCGACAUCAUAUUUGCUGGAGGUGGAACAGCAGCAUGUGUUGCCGCUGGCAGACUUGCAAAAGCAAAUCCAGAUCUGAAGAUUCUCUUGGUCGAGGGAGGCCGCAACAACUUCAAUGACCCCACAGUAACGAACCCAGCUGUCUACUUGAGCCACCUCGCUCCAGACAGCAAGACUGCACUAUUCUACAAGGCCAAGCCGUCAAAACAUCUCAAUGGACGCGAGGCAAUCGUGCCAAUGGGUGGCAUGCUCGGAGGCGGAUCGUCGAUCAACUUUAUGAUGUAUACCCGUGCUCAAGGCAUUGAUUUUGAUAGUUGGGAAACUGAAGGCUGGAGCUCAAAGGAGAUGCACCACUUCAGCAACAAGCUCGAGACUUAUCAUCCCAAGGGCGACAAUAUCGACCAGAGCAAGCACGGACACGACGGCCCGAUUCACAUCUCAGAUGGUGGAUACAGGGGAAAGAGUGAGAAACAAUUCUGUGAUACUGUUAAGAAGAUGGGGUACAACGUGAUUGAGGAUUUGCAAGACCUCGAGGCCAACGGAGGUUUCUCGAAAUGGCACCGAUACGUUGGCCCGGAUGGCAAGAGACAAGAUGCUGCUCAUCGCUAUAUCCACCCCCUCCUCCAAGACGGACAACACCCAAACCUCCACGUCCUUCUUGAGUCCAAGGUCGUCCGAGUUCUGUUCGACGAAUCUUCUCCACCCCGCGCCAUAGGCAUUGAGUAUAAGCCCAAUGCCGAGCACCAGCCCGAGCUGGCUCUUUCUAAGCCCGUUCAUAAGACUAUCAAGGCUAGGAAGCUCGUAGUCGUCACUGCUGGUGCACUCGGCACGCCUCAAGUCCUUGAACGCUCUGGUGUUGGCAAUCCUGAAAUUCUAAAGAAGCUCGAUAUCCCAGUGGUCGCUGACGUUCCAGGCGUCGGUGAGAGCUAUCAAGAUCAUCACCUCUUACUGUAUCCUUACAAGUCCAAUCUUGAUGAGGCUGAGACUCUUGACGGUAUACUCAGUGGGCGCAAGGACUUCGUCAAGGCUCUUGGGGAGAAAGAUCCUAUGCUUGGCUGGAAUGGAAUCGAUAUGUGCGCCAAGCUUCGCCCAAGUGAGAAAGAAAUCGCCCAAAUGGGCCCAGAGUUCAAGAAAGACUGGGACAGAUUCUUCGCCAACUACCCCACACGCCCUCUCAUGCUCUGUGGUGUGGUGAACGCAUUCCUCGCAGAUCCAUCUCUCGUCGAACCGGGUCAGUAUAUCACAAUGGGCACUUACACCGCGUACCCCUUCUCCCGCGGCUCCAUCCACAUCAACUCAAAGGAGGACGUCAUCAACGGCUACGACUUCGACACUGGCUUCCUGAAUGCGCCAUCCGAUCUCGCGAAACAGAUUUGGGCCUACAAGAUGUCCCGGGAGAUCGCUCGCCGUCUUCCCUACUACCAAGGCGAGCUCGAACUCGGACACCCGAAAUUCCCAGAGGGGUCUAAAGCCGCUCUGCAAAGCGGUAGCUUGGGUGGCAAUAUCCAGGAUAUUGAGUACAGCACUGAAGAUGACAAGGCGAUUGAGGACUGGAUUAGAGGUAAUUUGAACACGACGUGGCAUUCGCUUGGCACUUGUGCAAUGAAGGAGAGGAGUAAGGGGGGUGUGGUGGAUGGAAGCUUGAAUGUUUAUGGGACAAAGGGGCUGAAGGUUGCGGAUUUGAGUAUGGUGCCCGAGAACGUGGGUGCGAAUACGAAUAAUACCGCGUUAACGGUUGGGGAGAAGGCGGCGGAUAUUAUUGGGAAGGAGCUGGGUAUUCAGGUUUAG
Molecule: messenger RNA, 1818 nt
Organism: Cadophora gregata
Lineage: Eukaryota; Fungi; Ascomycota; Leotiomycetes; Helotiales; Ploettnerulaceae
Exons: 4
Coding region: 1-1818 (605 amino acids)
Molecular function (GO): oxidoreductase activity, acting on CH-OH group of donors; flavin adenine dinucleotide binding
Source: RefSeq, a predicted model, not a curated record